AUGAUGAUAUGGCAUACUGCUUCUCUACUUCAUCAAAAAGUAAAAAAAUAUUAUCAACAUAAAAAAAAAAAAGGUCAAAGAGAGAAAGAAAAUAUGGUCAAAAAUUUUAAUAGUACCUCGAAAAGAGAUAGUAAUAAACAAAAAACAACAACAUUCUCAAUAACAGAACAAUAUACAGCAGCAACAUUACCACCACCUCCACCAAGAUCAUCAUCAACUAUUCAAUCGAUAGUAAUUGAACAAGAUAUUAAAGGAAAACUCAACUAUACACCGAUUAAAGUUAAUUUACAUUAUGCACCAUUCUUGUUUACUAUUGGUGGACAACAACAACAACAACAAGAUAAUAGUAAUAAAUUGAACAAAGAAUAUUGUUAUUCUUCUUCAUGUCAAUUUACAAGAUUAUUUUGUACUGAAAAGGAAAAGCCAUGGUCUGUCAACACUGACCCUAUUCAACCUCGUUGUAUUAGCCAUACCUCCGAUGGUGCAAGUCAAGUUAAAGAAGAAAGAGAACUCGGUCCACUAUUGAAUGCUUUUACAGCCUAUUCAAAAGAAUCAAUCUUUGUGUUUGGUGGUAAACAUAAUCCAAAACAAAUACUAAAAGCAAAGAUACAAAGAGAUACAUCUGUAUUGGAACCAUUCCAUCAAAUGUCUGUAGAAUUGCUCUACCCUCGGUACAAAUCAUCAUGUAUACAAUCACAUUCAGAACCAAGAUAUAUUUACUUUAUUGGUGGUAAAGAUCAAGGUAAAGACAAUAAGGCAAUAUCUACGUGCGAGAGAUAUGAUACUGAAAUGAACGUGAUCACUCCAAUGGCAAGUCUAAAAGUACCAAGAUAUAAUGCUGGUGUAUUAUUUGAUCAAGAAGCUCAAAUCAUCAUUGUGGCAGGUGGAGUUGGGAUGGAUGGAAAGGAAUUGGAUAGUAUUGAAGUAUAUGACAAGCUAUCAGACUCUUGGUACCUAUUAGAUAAUGUUAAAUUAUCAACACCUAAAAGAGGUAUAUUUUUAAUCAACGAUCAAUCAAAUGAUAGAGUACUUGUUUAUGGUGGUAAAUCAAAAAAUAACAGUAAUAAUAAUAAUAAUAAUAAUAAUAAUAAUAAUAAUAAUAAUAAUAAUAAUAAUAAUAGUUGUAAUGUUAUGUAUAGAAAUGAGAUUACAUAUUAUACAGAGAUUGAAUCGAUUUAUUUAACAAGAAAAUUAUGGGAAUCAAAUAAUAGUAUUAAAGGGUAUGGUAAUAUUGCAAAAAUAGACUUUGGUCAAUGUGUCUAUGACUAUGACAACAAUAUUACCUAUUUUAUUGGUGGUAAUGGUAACGAUCAACCAAACAACAAUAUCUUUAAAACCUUUCAUAAUAAUGCUACUGGGCCAAUCUUUCACCACAUUUUAUUUCACUGUCAUCACCAAGAUCAAGACAUUCUACUUGUCUCAUCCCACAUUUAA
Messenger RNA from Cavenderia fasciculata, 1434 nucleotides. RefSeq lists its product as uncharacterized. The transcript has 2 exons. NCBI's taxonomy places the organism in Eukaryota, Evosea, Eumycetozoa, Acytosteliales, Cavenderiaceae. The record is from RefSeq and is a predicted model, not a curated record. Gene Ontology annotation, molecular function: protein binding. The coding region runs from base 1 to 1434 and encodes 477 amino acids.